Messenger RNA from Cylicostephanus goldi, 429 nucleotides. Lineage: Eukaryota; Metazoa; Nematoda; Chromadorea; Rhabditida; Strongylidae. The record is from the annotation of a GenBank genome assembly.
AUGCCAAUUACAGUAUUCUCCGCAUGCUCGAGAACUACCGAAUGCGAUCGAAAUGCAGUUUGCCUGAACACUUUCGAUUCCUACAGCUGCCAGUGUCGUCCUGGAUUCAUCGACAUGUCGCCGGAUCCAGAGAAAAAGCCAGGAAGGGUCUGCAAAGAACUUGUGAACGAAUGCGCCACGACGAACAAUGAAUGCUCGCAAUUUGCAAAAUGUGUGGAUCUCACUGAAGGAUACGCAUGUCAAUGUAUGGAGGGAUACGUGGAUGUGUCAUCAAAGCAUAAACUGCCACCCGGACGAAGAUGUUCGCAAUCCAACAACGAAUGCGCAUUUAAACAUCUGAACACUUGCGAUGAAAAUGCCGAUUGCAUCGACACACCAGAUGGUUAUACCUGUCAGGUAAGUUGGCCUUAUCCUACCCUAACCCAAUGA